Molecule: messenger RNA, 633 nt
Organism: Cucumis melo (muskmelon)
Lineage: Eukaryota; Viridiplantae; Streptophyta; Magnoliopsida; Cucurbitales; Cucurbitaceae
Product: 60S ribosomal protein L21-1
Exons: 2
Coding region: 1-495 (164 amino acids)
Biological process (GO): translation
Cellular component (GO): cytosolic large ribosomal subunit; ribosome
Molecular function (GO): structural constituent of ribosome
Source: RefSeq, a predicted model, not a curated record
AUGCCGGCCGGCCAUGGACUUCGAUCUCGUACCAGAGACCUCUUCGCCAGGCCUUUCAGGAAGAAGGGUUAUAUUGCUUUGACUACCUACUUGAGGACAUACAAAAUUGGCGAUUAUGUCGAUAUCAAGGUGAACGGCGCCGUCCACAAGGGUAUGCCUCAUAAAUUUUACCAUGGUCGCACAGGUCGCGUAUGGAAUGUUACAAAGCGCGCCAUCGGUGUCGAGAUCAACAAGCAGGUGGGGAACAGAAUUAUUAAGAAGAGAAUUCAUGUCCGAGUCGAGCACGUGCAGCCUUCUCGAUGCACCGAGGAAUUCCGUUUGAGGAAGGUGAAGAAUGACGAGCUGAAGGCCGAAGCCAAGGCCAAAGGUGUAGUCAUUUGCACCAAGAGGCAACCGGAAGGCCCCAAACCAGGGUUCAUGGUUGAAGGUGCUUUAAUGGAGACUGUGACUCCCAUUCCAUACGAUGUGGUUAAUGAUCUCAAGGGCGGCUAUUAGAAUUUUCUCCUCUUUGAACUUUUGCCUUGUUUCGUCAGUCUUUUUUUUGUUUGAUCUUUGAACUGCUUGAAUAGUACAAUUUUCUCAUUAUGCUUCUAAAUUUUGGAUACCAAACUUAUGGAAUUGAAUUGUUUCUUA